AUGGAGAAAGUCGUCGCUUCUGGACCCCGAGACAAGGGUCUAGUAGCAAAAUUGGGCAUCGAAGAGAAACAUGAGUUCUUGCAGAACACGCUACCGUUAUAUCGCAAGAUAACACUGGCUCUCAUUCCGCCAUUACAGUGUUCACUAGGGUUCGCUAUGGGCCACGAUGAGGAUGAGUCGAAAAACGAGAAUGGUGCUCUCUCAGACCAUGGUGACAAUUCCCGAGACUCAAAUACCAAAAAUAGUGAAACCUCCGAUGCUGCUGGCCCGCAGGGCUCGGCCUCGGGGACCGAGGCACCUUUGACCGACGAUGUCGAUGUUGCGGUGCCAUUGGGUGCUGAUAGCGUUCUGGAGUCCUUUUUGGGAAUGUUAGCUACAGCACUGGCGGUGGACUCCUUGAAGAACAUUAGAAAUAACAUACAUGAACGCCUUGGAAUCGGCUUGGAGGUCAGCAAACCAAAACUCGUGGGCUAUUCUCUCUACGAAAGCAGUUCCGAAGAUUCCGAGGAGGAACUGGGCGACCAGGACCUGACAUUCAUGGGGGUUCGCUCACUGAAGUCUGCACUGCCAGCUUCAGAGUCUUUAAAGGCAGACGAAGAAUUCACUAUUAGGAACAGAAGCGACGCAGAGAGAUUCACACAGAGAAGUGACACAGAGAGAUCUACACAUCAAAUCGAUACAGAGAGAUCCACGACGAAAAGCGAGGACCAAACUGUAAUUAUCAAGAGCGACGUUUCUAGCAACCCAAGGGUCACAGAAAUGAAACGUACUGACACUACCAGCACAAUGAACUCAGAAGAUCCGCUAAUGACGUUUGCGGAAAUCAUACAACCCGAGACUUUUUAUAUUCCUCCUCCCAAAGAGCGUAGCGUUUUGCAAAAGUCAAUGAUGAAGAACAUGAGUCUAACUACCAUAGCAGACAGGGUUCUCAUCAAGUCGGAGGAUGAAUUAGAGGAACCAGAAAAUGAGAGCGACCAAGACUUUCUCCGAUGGCUUACCGGAGAAAAGCUUCGGGAUUCAUUUAUGUUAUCAGAUGACGACUAUUACUAUGCAAGGUUUAGUGCAUGGCUCAUCAAAGAUGUCCUUCUCCAGGGCCACGUCCACGUCACCAGGGACGCCCUCUGCUUCUAUAGUUUGCUUCCCAACGAAGCUCCUGAAGUGGAGCCCAAUAAUGCAGACUUGACUCUCUAUUCCGGUUCAUUGGGACACAAAUUGGGCCAUUAUGGAGAUUCUUACUUCACCUCAGUCUACACCCACCAAUUCUGGGGAGUUCUCAAGCCACAUUCAAUGUGCAUCUACACUUCCCCCACUGAACAGUAUUUCCCCGUUAAAGUGAUUGACUUAAACGAAGCGUCAUAUUGUGAAAUUGAAAAUUUCUCUCCGUCUCAAGCCACAACUCUGCAUGACCUGCCACCCCUGCCAGUGAACAUGACCAGAUCUAAUUCAGAAACACUGCUUUCUCAAUUGACGUCAGAAUCGUCCAGUUUGACUGAUGAGGCAUUGGCUAAUGAAGACGUCCAAUCGGGAGUGUGGUUCAAGAUUGUGUGUAAAGACAAAACUUACCGUUUCCAUACGGGAAACAUUUAUUCUGCUCGCCAUUGGUAUAAUGCAAUUACCAAAGUGAUUUUUACUUUACAAAACACUAAUGCGAAUAGAGAGGUUAUUUUCAAGAUCCCAAUGAGUGAUGUUUUGGAUGUUAAAAAGAAUUAUGUUCUUACGGGUGAAUUGGAUGAAAAGAACUACGAUAAUAACACCCCUGUUUCUUUUACAGUUAAAUUCGCAACUCUGCCUCAGACAAAUUCUAAGAUAGAAAAAAUGAAGAUGAAAUCUAACAUCGCAAUGUCUCGGACAUCUCCUCAUGAUUUUGUGAAUAUUCUUUUCUUCAUAGGUGGAGUUGACUUCGAGAAGUUGAUGAACCUGAUCUUUACAGAUAAGGUGGGAGGAGCUCUGGAACUUCCACUCAACACAAGAGUUCGCCUCAAGGCGAAGAAAAUGUUGGAUCCUGAUGCUUUAUCAUUAAAGAGCAAGCAUCAUUCUACUUUCAUCUCGACUCUUAAUCCUCAAAUUCCAGGAGUAUCACUAAUUGACAAGAUCGUCAAGACAAAUGAACAGAUCGUACAGUUCCGAAACCUUGAACGUCAACGCUACGAUGCCGAGCUUUCAAGUUCCGAGACAGUUGGUGAAAAAAAGAAGACAAUGGCCAGACUCUUGAACGUCAUCAAACCGAGAUAUUUGGGUAGUGGAAGCACUUCUCCGACAGGAGUUAAGGAAUCGAUCUCAAUUGAUUCGAAGCUUUGGGACGAUCGAAUGGACAAGGCGUUCGAGAACUGGGAAGACGGAUUAGCACUUCAAUUUCCUAAACCAUUUUCUGUCCAAACACUACAAAAUUUGAGAUUGAUCAUGGUGACGAAACGGCGCAGCUUUGACGAAAUUGCAAGAAAGUUCAAGGAUUCUCCUUUGCUUGAGGAAAUCAAAAUGCAACAUCAAGUGAAACUUAGAAAGAAGAACAUGCGUAACGGCUCUAUAACCUCCGUCAAUGAGAGUUCCACAAUUGAUUUCGGUGAAUCAAUGCGUAAGAUGUACCUGACAGACGACUCGAGUUUAAGCAUAUCUGCACCGCAAAAGAAGAGCAAAUUCCAAUCUUUCAAACAAAGUGUGAGAACAGUAUCUUCUAUGGGUGGAAUCUGGUCUGCUGACCCAUUGCACUAUCAGCCUUUUGGAGUUGAGGAUCCUUAUUAUAUCAAAGAAAUUCACGAAAGGCAAAGCGCAUUAUCUCAUUAUCAGAAGCACUUUUCAUUGGCUCCAGACACAUUUUUGGUCUCGGCGUACUAUGCUUACUUGAAACGUACCUUUCCAAUAUAUGGAAAGUUAUACCUUGGAAAUGACCGACUUUGCUUUAGAAGGUUGUUUCCUGGAGUUUCUACCAGAAUGAUCAUUCCCAUCAAGGAAAUAACCUCAUGUACGAAAAUCAGAAGCUUCAAAUUCGGGAUCAAAGUUCUUGCUCAAGGUGGAAAGGAAUUGGUUUUGGAAUUUGCGACUCGCAAGAUCAGAGACGAUGCAUUCCACACGAUUUGGCUGAUCAUGGAGAAGUUUGGUAUAGAAAAGCCCAAAGAUGCCGAUACUCCAUCCGAUGCAACACUUCAGGAUGACGAAAAUUCUGUUCUCCUGGGAAAAGAAUUCCAACUGAGAGAAGAUGCCAUUGAACUUGCUAAGAAGAAGAUUCGCGCUGCCAAACUUCGUCUUCUUGAAGAUAGAGUAGGUGCUGCCUCAGGAAUUGAGUUCCCAGUUGUCUUAGAGGAUAAUCCUUUUGUGAUGACGGAGAUUGUGCCUACAGAACCUUAUAAUAUUACUCUUUUGACGAUUGGUUCAAGAGGAGAUGUACAACCGUACAUUGCGUUGGGUAAAGGACUUAUUGCUGAGGGUCACAAUGUGACAAUUGCCACACAUGUUGAAUUCAAGGAGUGGAUUGAAACCCAUGGUAUAGGCUUUAAAGAAGUGGCAGGGAACCCAGCAGAAUUGAUGUCUCUAAUGGUCACACAUGGGUCCAUGUCGGUGAGCUUUCUCAAAGAGGCAAAUUCAAAGUUCAAAGGAUGGAUAACGGAACUUUUGGAUACAAGUUGGAAGGCAUGCGAGGGCACAGAUAUUCUUAUUGAGAGUCCUUCAGCAAUGGGAGGUAUUCAUAUUGCCGAGGCCCUUGGCAUUCCUUACUUGAGGGCAUUCACCAUGCCAUGGACAAGAACAAGAGCAUAUCCACAUGCUUUUAUUGUUCCUGACAGCAAGAAGGGAGGCUCGUAUAACAUUUUGACUCAUGUGAUGUUUGAAAAUGUCUUCUGGAAGGGUAUUUCAAGUCAAGUUAACCGGUGGAGAGUGGAAACUCUUGGGCUCUCGAGAACAAAUUUGGUUAAGCUUCAGCAAUCCCGAAUCCCUUUCUUGUACAAUGUUUCCCCCGCUAUGUUCCCUCCCUCCGUUGAUUUCCCUGACUGGGUAAAAGUGACGGGGUAUUGGUUUUUGGACGAAGGAUCACAGGAUUACGAGCCUCCAAAAGCGCUUGUGGAAUUCAUCGAAACCGCCAAAACGAAUAAUGAAAAGCUUGUCUACAUUGGGUUUGGAUCGAUCGUUGUGAGUGAUGCCAAAAAACUCACAAGGGCCGUGAUUGAGGCCGUUCUUGAGCUGGGAGUCAAGUGUAUCUUGAACAAGGGAUGGUCGGAUAGAUUGAACAAAUCAAAGGAUGACUCGGUGAUCGAGCUCCCUCCCCAAAUCUUUGAUUCGGGAAGCAUUCCUCAUGACUGGCUAUUUAACCAAAUUGAUGCCGCAGUCCACCAUGGAGGCUCAGGAACUACGGGUGCAACCUUACGUGCUGGACUUCCAACCAUUAUUAAGCCAUUUUUUGGCGACCAAUUCUUCUACGCCUCCCGAGUAGAGGAACUUGGUGUGGGGAUUGCAUUGAAGAAGCUCAACACGAAAUCGCUCACCAAGGCAUUGAAUGCCAUUACAGGAAAUACCAAAUACCUUUACAAAGCACAAGCAGUGUCGCUGGCAAUGCAGACUGAAACCGGAGUUCUCACUGCGAUUGCUGCCAUAUACACUGAGCUUGCAUAUUCAAAGUCAAUCAUCACCACUAUCAGACAGAAUACUGAAGUGAGGAAGAACCUCGAUGACAAGUCUGGAGUGCAAACGCCUACUAUUGAUGAGAGCUCAAUUACGUUCGUUGCCGGAGGACGUGAUGAGGAAACUGACGAUGACGAUGACGAUGACGAUGAGGCUCCGAGCGAUACUAGUGAAGAAGAGUCAGAUUCUUCGGAGGAGGAAGAUGAAUUUGAGAGUGGGACAGAGGCAUUUGCAGACACGAAGUAA
Messenger RNA from Sungouiella intermedia, 4854 nucleotides. The record is from the annotation of a GenBank genome assembly. Lineage: Eukaryota; Fungi; Ascomycota; Pichiomycetes; Serinales; Metschnikowiaceae.